CUUAUGAGAACGACGGAUGCGCGGUGGCUGAUGAAGGUUGCGGAGGGCAUCGACACUUCUCUCAUCUUUUAGCAUUUUAGCAAUCCGCACACUCCGCUGACAUUUCGGGUGUCUGUCCCCAUUGAUUCAUGCACUUUAUUCGGAUUUCUCAAAUCCGUAGGAGACAAUGCUGCGUGGGCCGCGCGAAGGGUGCAGGAUGCGUAAUGCCCAUCCAUAUUCGUCCUGUGCCCUUGUCGGGCUGUCGGUCAUCAGUCACCCAUGGCCCUUCACACAAUUUUCCUGACCCGAGGGUGCAAGGGUAAUGGGCAUUCGAACCCCUUGAUAAGGCAUAAGUCAAGGGGCGUCUCCCUUCCGCCCACUUUCGGGACGUUCCAUAUUUGCGAGAAUAACCCAUUUCUCGUAGACGCUCGACAUCUGAAUUGAGCAGGCCAGAUACCUACAUCCGCGUAUCGUGAAGGUCUUUAUUUCUCUUUAGCCAGCACUCUCUAUCAUGGCGACGCCGACAGACACGGUGCCUGAUUCCAAUGGCAAUGGGUCCGAUGACGAGCUCUACCUGGAGCGUUUCACAGUGCACAAAGUCCUUGGGGAGGGGAGUUAUGGCAAGGUGAAGCUAUGCUAUGACACGACGACGCAUCGAAUGGUUGCCCUAAAAAUCGUCCCGAAAGUCUCCCUCAAAAAGACCGCCCACGUAACCCGCCUCAAACGCGAAGUCCGCAUCAUGCGGCUCCUCCACCACCCGAACAUCACCCGCCUGUACGAAGUGAUCGAGACCGAGCACCAGAUAGUGCUCGUGAUGGAGCACGUCGAGGGCGGCGAGCUGUUCGACUACAUCGUGGCCCAGAAACGGUUGAAGGACCGGAUUGCGAGACGCUUGUUUAGGCAGAUGAUUGGCGCGCUGGAGUAUUGCCAUAAGAGCUCGAUUAUUCAUCGGGAUUUGAAGCCAGAAAAUAUCCUUCUGGACCAAGACAAGAAUAUCAAAAUCAUCGAUUUUGGGUUCGUGAAACUCUUCGAACAGACCAAUUGCCUGCAAACGUUCUGCGGCUCCCCAUUCUAUGCAUCACCAGAAAUGAUCAUCGGAAAAGAAUAUAGCGGCCCAGAAGUCGACAUCUGGAGCAUGGGCGUGAUCUUGUUUGCGCUGCUGAACGGGUACCUGCCCUUCAAAGACGCGAAUACGCAGGAGCUGUACCGGAAAAUAUCCACGGGCACGUAUGAGAUGCAGACAAGGUGGAUGAAUGAAGCCAGCUCAGACCUAAUCAAACGCAUGCUAACCGUCGAGCCGUCCCAGCGCGCGACCAUGGACGAAAUCAAACAUCACCGCUGGGUCACCGAAGACGACGGCUCGGAACAAGCGCCCAUAACCGACGUCCCCCCGCGCGCCGAAUUCAUCGACGACCCGGACCCAUAUCUCCUCGGCAAAUUCGCCAUGUACGGAAUGGACCGCGCCGCCGCGGAAGCGUCUCUCGCAGCGGGCGAGCGCGGCCCGGCUUGGGGGCUGUACCACCUGCUUGCCGAGCACGAGGUGUGGGAGAAAGGCGCGGCUGAGGAGCGGACGGGGGUGGACUCUGGGAAUGUGUCCGGGCGGACGAGCGUGAACGCCUCACAUGCUGGGUUGGUUGAGAACAACCUUGACGGGUCCGGCCAUAAUAUUCGCAACGGAGGGUCGAUGGCUCGUCCGAAAUUCCAGAGACGGUUGUCCCUUGGGCGUCCGACGGGGUUGAAUUCGGGCAAUAAUAGCCCGUUGGCCUCGCCGGGGACGUUGGGGAAGGAGACGAACCCGUUUGAUUCGCCGAGGAUGUCGAUGCGGAGACGUGCGUCGAUGAUGGAGAGGGAUGCAGUGCCGCAUGGUGGUGGGCCGCAGAAUGGGGCGCCUGCAACCACGACGACGGGAUUGGGGGCUGCGUCCAUUUUGAAGAGGAGGUUGACGUUGGAUACGCCUGCACGAUUAAAGGAACGGGCAGAAACAGCCGCCGCCUCCCUCCCCCGCCGUCUCUCCCGCCCCGAGACCGUCUCCCUGCCGCGGGACUCCCCCCAUACCUCCCUCCAUACCUCCGCCACGCCCGUCUACGUACACGCCUCCCUCCCACGCAAAAGUCCUCCCCCAGGCGCCCCCGUCUCGUCGACACACACCUCCGGCUCGAUCCCAAUCCGGUCCACUCAAACCGUCAGCGGCGUCAGCUACGACAGCGUCUCCUCCGGCGGAAACACCUACCACCGCUCCGCACGCCUCCGAAGCACGGCCGAGGGCGGUAUCGAGGAGGGGAAUGAAGGCGUAUAUGUGCCGAAGCGGAGGGCGAGCGCCGUUCCUGAACAAGGCUCGCCUAGACUUCCAACCAACACCGAGUCCCGUCCCAAAAGCACCACAAAGUCCCCCGAUCGCCGCCCCUCCGUCUCCCGCAUCUCCCUCAAUCUCUCUACGCUGCACAAAAAACUCUUCAAGAAAUCCUCCUCCACCAAUUCCACCCCCUCAACAGCCGGCGCCGACACAACCUCGACCAAGCCCGCGGCGGACAUCAUCGCGGAGAUUUGCCGCGUGAUGGAGCUUAACGGGGUGGAGCAAUGCACGCUGUCGGCGACGCGGAUCCAGGGCACGACAAGGGAAAGUGUGAUUGAGGUCGAGCUGUGUCGGUUGAAGGGGACGAAUAUGCAUGCGUUGCAGAUGAAGAGGAUUAAAGGGACGAGUGUGGCAUAUCAGACGCUUUGUCAGACGUUGAUUUCGCAGUGGCAUAUAUGAGAGCGAUAUUUCUGUUUCGCUUCGACGGCAUGCAUCGCUGCCCCUCCAUGUCAAAAACCCCUCUAUCCAUCCCCCUUCCUACAAAUUCUUGUACCUUUCCCCCCGGGUUCCUUUUUCGGCCGUCUCCACUUCCGCUACGCUCUUGUGUAGCGUAGCUACGCUUUCUUUCUUUAUACCAAUAUAACCACCUUUUUCGGAAACUGCGCAACUGUCGGGAUUAUUGGCAUCUGCCGACGAAGACUGGCCUGGACUGUGCCCUUGACACCUCCA
Messenger RNA from Fimicolochytrium jonesii, 3001 nucleotides. Its product is annotated as kinase-like domain-containing protein. Bases 491 to 2731 code for a protein of 746 amino acids. Gene Ontology annotation, cellular component: cytoplasm. NCBI's taxonomy places the organism in Eukaryota, Fungi, Chytridiomycota, Chytridiomycetes, Spizellomycetales, Powellomycetaceae. The record is from RefSeq and is a predicted model, not a curated record. Gene Ontology annotation, molecular function: protein serine/threonine kinase activity; ATP binding. The transcript is spliced from 6 exons. Gene Ontology annotation, biological process: intracellular signal transduction; protein phosphorylation.